GCUUCAUGGUGCCGAGCGCGCACGGCGCUGGUGUUGAUCCCCUCCUCCGGGCUGAAUGGAUCCCCGACGGCAACGAAGGCGGCAUUACAAGGUGGAAGGACGCACCGCCGGACACCUUGAUUCCAUGCACCGCGAAGCAGAUAAAAGACAUGGGCACAGGGGUCAUUGACGCGUCGAACUAUCUCACUGCAACGGGCGUGGAGGUGACUACGGUCAGACUGCUAGGAAGAAUGGUAAAUAAGCAAGUGUCUGAUAACUCCGUCUUCUUCACCCUGGCCGAUGGGACGGGUCACGUCAAGGCGCGCGUCUGGUUCGACGGCAUAGAUGUCAUGUGUUCAGCGAGCAUCAGGUAA
Triticum aestivum (bread wheat) is the source of this 353-nucleotide messenger RNA. Its product is annotated as replication protein A 32 kDa subunit B-like. The record is from RefSeq and is a predicted model, not a curated record. Bases 6 to 353 code for a protein of 115 amino acids. Lineage: Eukaryota; Viridiplantae; Streptophyta; Magnoliopsida; Poales; Poaceae. The transcript is spliced from 4 exons.